AGAACAUUAAAUCACUCAACUAAAAAGAUUAAAUUGUAAUUAAUGACGAAAAGUGGGGGACCGAUGCGAAAAUUAUGAUCCCUCUUGGAAGUGGAGGAACCGUAGGCAGCCCCACCGCAGACGGAAGUGGUACAACAUCUAAAGCGAAACGUCCAAAAACCGCAUCUCCGAGCGAGACGUAUCAUUCCCCAAACAUUCCGACAGCUAGAGAGAGAAGCACCCGCCGGCCAUGGUUUUAGAGAGAGAGAUGGAGGAGGAGGACGACGAGGAGGAGGCAAUGCUGAAGAAGGCAGAGGAGGAGAGCGAGAGUAACAGCAGUAGUAACGACGCUUCGUCGUGGAGCCGGAAGAUGAUGGUGGAGGAGGCGGCGCGGAGGCUCAAGGGCGGAGAUCUCAGAGCGAAAAUCGAGGCGGCGAGGGAUGUGAGGAAGCUUGUCAGGAAGUCGUCCAGCUCCAAUUCCAAGUCCGCCGUGCGCUGCCGCUUCGCCGCCGCCGGCGCUAUCGAGCCGCUCGUUUCGAUGCUCCACGGCUCGCUUCCCCUCGCAGCUCGGGAGGCCGCGCUCCUCGCGCUCCUCAACCUCGCAGCUCGGAAUCAGAGAAACAAGAUCAAGAUCGUUGCUGCUGGUGCCGUUCCACCUCUCGUGGAGCUUCUCAAGAACCGGACGGGCAAUCUGCGAGAAGUAGCAGCUGCUGCAAUUUUAUCCUUGUCGUCUGCUCCGUCCAACAAGCCCACGAUAGCAGCAUCCGGUGCUGCACUUCUGCUCGUACAGAUCCUCUGCUCAGGAAGCGUCCAAGGAAAGGUUGAUGCCGUCACAGCCCUUUACUACCUCUCGACGUGUGAGGAGGAGCCGAAGCUCGCCCUUGAUGCUAAAGCAGUGCCUCCACUGAUAGACCUCCUGAAAGAAUGCAAGAAGUACUCCAAGUUCGCUGAGAAAACCACGUUCCUGCUCGAGAUCUUCUCUGCCUCUGAAGAGGGACGAGCUGCAAUCACAGACGUCGAAGGUGGGAUUCUAGCUCUGGUGGAGACCGUCGAAGAUGGAUCCUCGGUCAGCAUGUCCCACGCAGUCGGAGCUCUGCUAUCCUUAUGCCAGAGCUGUCGCGAUAAAUACAGAGAGCUCAUUCUAAAAGAGGGCGCCAUACCCGGCCUCCUUCGUCUCACAGCUGAGGGCACUCCUACAGCACAGGAUCGAGCUCGGACUCUCCUGGAUUUGCUCAGAGACUCCCCUCCGGAACGGAGGCUCACCUCCUCCGAGCUGGAGAGGAUCGUCUACAACUUCGCUGCAAACGUCGAUGGGAAAGACAAAGCGGUCGAGACUGCCAAGAAGCUACUGCAGGACAUGGUUCAGAAGAGCAUGGACCUCAGCCUCAACCGGACGAAGCUCAGAAGCUCGCCUCACGCCUCCACGAAGAGCUAGCUUCGUUCACACGAGAAACGAGACGCGUCUUAUAACGACCCGGCUCCCGGAUCGACGGAGAAAUAAGCGUUAAAGCUUCUGCUCAUAUCUGCAACUACUACGAGGUAAUUUCGACAAACCUUAACCCAUAAAUGUUUCUUGUGUUUGUUUUACUUGUAAAUUUCUGUUAGUUUUUAGUUAGGGAAACAUUCUAGAUUUUAGUUGGUUUUUUCCACUCUUAUCACUAUUACAAGCAGUGAAAAAUAUACGAACAAAAAUGGAUGAUUAUUGCGACAAAA
This is a messenger RNA of Salvia miltiorrhiza (redroot sage), 1692 nucleotides long. Its product is annotated as U-box domain-containing protein 4. The transcript has 2 exons. Gene Ontology annotation, cellular component: nucleus; cytoplasm. NCBI's taxonomy places the organism in Eukaryota, Viridiplantae, Streptophyta, Magnoliopsida, Lamiales, Lamiaceae. Gene Ontology annotation, molecular function: protein binding. The record is from RefSeq and is a predicted model, not a curated record. Bases 230 to 1414 code for a protein of 394 amino acids.